AAAGACCACAAAAGAAUGGAACCCCUGCAUCCUCAUCAAGCUUUUCUUCCCACCUAACUUAUAUACCUUUGUAAGAAAAAAAAAACAAUACUUCUAUUUCAUAAUCCUAAGAUUCAAAGUACUCAAUCUGCAAGAACCAUCCAUCCAGGCUGCGAUAUCUUCACAAGAUCUUUGUGCAAUAUUUAAUUGGUGAUCAAAAAAAAGAUCCCCAAUUAUGGAUGAACUCACCCCUAUCCAUGGCAAUGAUCCAAAGCCUGUGGAUGAAUCGAAAGGGCUCGAUUGUCUCCCUGUCGACCUGAUCGUCGAAAUCCUGACAAAACUCCCUCCUAAGAUCCUCUGCAGGUGCAGGUGCGUUUCCAAAUCAUGGUAUUCCUUACUAACUCACGAUGUCGAAUUUAUGUCCCGACAUGUGGAGCUGUCCAAGAGAAGGCCUCUGUUGCUGGUCAGAAGGUAUCUCUCCGAUGGGAUUUCCGGCAGCGAGAAAAUAGCCGUAGAAUUGACCUCCAUAGACAUGCAAGGAGACAUCACAGAUAAGUUCCAGAAAGUGAUCGAUGGACCGGUUCACACAUUCUUGUCCUGUGGCCCUCUGAGCAUACUAUGCUGUAUGGACACUCUUUAUCUCUGCAACCCCGGAAUUCGGCAGGUUGUUCGCGUCCCUCGUCGAUCCAACUCCCGUCUCUACAACGUAGGAUUCGGGUACCUCCCUGUUUCCAAGGAGUACAAGAUUGUCCACAUGUUCUACCACUCUGAUGCUGGGAAUGGCAAGAUGGGGUGUGAAAUUUUCUCCUUCAGACAGGAUGGAGGAGUUAAGGCAGGGGCUUGGAGGACCGUUGGAGACUGCCCUUUUAUCGCCUGGACAGAUGAACAACCUGUCUGCGUGAAUGGAAUUAUUUACUGGGCUCUUUCCUCAGGAUGGAAGAACAGAUCGAUCCUGUCUUUCGACAUGGAAAAUGAGGAGUUUGGGAGCAUUUCUUAUCCCAUUCACGAGUCCAAAGAUUACAGUUUCUUGGAGUACGUUGGCCUCAUGGAGGCUCUCUGUGUCGUUGGAUUUUCGGCGUCGUCGAUGGAUAUAUGGGUGUUGAAGAACAACAGGGGAUUUAAGACAUGGGCCAUGGAAUACAGCAUUGAUCUGUUCCCUUUCUGCCCUAAGUUUCUUGUUCCAUCCUAUGAUCAGUCUGAAGAGAUUUUAGUGCACAUGGAGCAGAGGGACCUCUUUUGUUACAACCUCAAGAGUCGAAAAGCCAGGAGGGUUGAAUACUACAGGGCUAUGAAGAAUUAUAAUAAGCCAUGUUUGUACUAUGCGAGCAUGGUCUCUGUUCUUGGCCAUGGCAGCGGUAGUUAGAGAAUAACCAGAAAUUUUUGGUCAAUACAGAGGCUCCUUCUUCCCGUGAUGUCGAUUACAUUUCUUAUUGUUUUCCGAUUUUUUUUAGUUACGAAGUCCAACUAGUGAAGCUACAUUAGGGAAUUAAAAUUGAGUCGGACAGUGACAGAAUUGUUUGAAAAUUACAAUGUUGUUUUCAUGUGAACAUACAUUCCUUGGCGUGACUGCUCAAACAUUUCGAGAACAAUAUUACAAUAUAAGAAAACAACAGCUUCAUCGACAAAA
Molecule: messenger RNA, 1606 nt
Organism: Andrographis paniculata
Lineage: Eukaryota; Viridiplantae; Streptophyta; Magnoliopsida; Lamiales; Acanthaceae
Product: F-box protein At3g07870-like
Exons: 1
Coding region: 215-1342 (375 amino acids)
Molecular function (GO): protein binding
Source: RefSeq, a predicted model, not a curated record